Messenger RNA from Psammomys obesus (fat sand rat), 2582 nucleotides. RefSeq names its product acrosin binding protein (gene Acrbp). The coding region runs from base 829 to 2445 and encodes 538 amino acids. The transcript is spliced from 10 exons. Gene Ontology annotation, cellular component: acrosomal vesicle; nucleus. Lineage: Eukaryota; Metazoa; Chordata; Mammalia; Rodentia; Muridae. Gene Ontology annotation, molecular function: protein binding. The record is from RefSeq and is a predicted model, not a curated record.
AAAACAGGAAUUUUCACCCGGUGUGGUGGCUCACGCCUGUAAUCCCAGCACUGGGGAAGCAGAGGCAGGACGAGGCUAGCCUGGCCUACAAGUGAGUCUAGGACAGCCAAGGCUACACAGAGAAACCCUGUCUCGAAAAAACAAAAAAACAUAUUUUUUUCCCAUCCCACAGUGAAUUGUGUUGGUCGUAUUUCUCCUGGAAACGGUAUCCCGUGGACCACUGAGCCAUCUUUACACGUGUGUUUACCUUGGUCAACCCUGCGUUGUUGUUUUUGUCAACUUUGGCCCUGUUUCUUACCUAGAGUUGUCCUCCUUACUCCUCCUCCUCCCUGCACUUACUUCAGACAUCCUUGCUUUCCACAGCGCUGCUUAUACUCAAUAGCUAGGUCUCCAUGCAGAUGGGUACAUUGCUUCGCCGAGCCCUUGUUCUUUAUGGGGUGAGAGUACGCACCUCUUGGGUCGCGGGUUAAGCGGCAGGAAGUAGUGCGCAGAGCUGGCGUUGUAGCUCUGUGGUAGGAGAAGCGACGUUCUCAGUUCGUUUCCCAGCGGCGCAAAAAGAAAUUCAAAGAGAGUAGUACCGAGUCACAGAGAGCCUACCCUGUUGAAGAGGGACUGGCCGGGCUGCUGUAACCUGUGGCUUCUCACUUCGCUCCAAGGGCCCGCCUGCAACUGGUGCGGCUCCCUUGAGUUUACCUCGCGGGCUGGCCCCGCCCUCACCUUUUGUGACGUAGCAGCUACGCUCCUGCCUCCGCGUUAGCAGCCCGAGACCCACGCUCUCCGAGGCUUAGCCCGUUGGAGGUCGCUUUGGUGUGAUCUUCCCGGGCCACGAUGAAACUAGCUGCUAGCUUCCUUCUGCUGCUUCUGGAAGUGCGGCUCCUGCCUAUAACAUCUGGUCCAGAGGAUUCAGCGACCAACUCGACUCCAGGCAGCCCCCUCUCAGCCACUGAAUAUGAACGCUUCUUCGCCCUGCUGACCCCAACCUGGAAAGCAGAGACCACUUGCCGCCUUCGUGCAACCCACGGCUGCCGGAACCCCACCCUUGUCCAGCUGGACCAGUAUGAAAACCACGGAUUGGUACCAGAUGGUGCUGUCUGCUCUGACCUCCCAUACGCUUCCUGGUUUGAGUCCUUCUGCCAGUUUUCUCAAUAUCGUUGCUCCAACCACCUCUACUAUGCCAAGAGGGUCCGGUGUUCCCAGCCAGUCUCCAUCCUAUCCCCCAACACUCUCAAGGAGGCGGACACCCCAGCAGAAGUCCCUCCCACUUCCAUGACCACCCUGAUGAUAUCCCGUGCCACAGCCACAGAACGCCAGGCCUUCCAGCCUUGGCCUGAGCGGCUCAACAACAAUGUGGAGGAGCUGCUCCAGUCCUCCUUGUCUCUGGGAGGCAAGGAGCAGGACAGUAGUCAAAAGCAAGAGCCGGGACGGCGCAAGCAGGAUCAGGGAGAAGAGCGCAAGAAAGAUGAAGGGCAGGAGCGAGACGAGGAGGAAGAGGAGGAAGAGGAAGAGGAAUCAAAGGAGGAGGGGCAGGGGACAGAGGAGGGUCUGGAGUCCAUGUCCAGCCUGCAGUCAGGCCUAGAACCCAAGUUUCAAUCUGAGGUCCUGUCUUCCAACCCUUCCUCCUUUACUCCCCGGGUCCGAGAAGUGGACUCUGCCCCAUUGAUGAUGGAGAACAUCCAGGAGCUCAUUCGCUCAGCCCAAGAAAUGGAUGAAAUGAACAAACUGUACGAUGACUCCUCGGGAAGCCAAAGCACUGGCAGCCUCCUGCAGCUGCCCCACACGGAGACCUUGAUGGUGCUAUGCUAUUCCAUUAUGGAGAAUACCUGCACCAUGACUCCCACAGCCAAGGCCUGGAGCUACAUGGAGGAGGAGAUCCUUGGCUUCGGGGAUUCGGUCUGUGACAGUCUCGGAAGGCGACAUACAGCUGCCUGUCCCCUCUGUGCCUUCUGCUCCCUGAAGCUGGAGCAGUGCAACAGUGAGGCCAACGUGAGGCGACAGCAGUGUAACGCGUCCCACAAGAUACCCUUCAUCAGCCCCUACCUCUCAGCCCAGAGCAUAUCCACCGGCAACCAGGCAAAGAUCCCGCAAAGAGGCCGCUUUGGUGGGCUGGAUAUGUACGGAGGGCUCAGCUCAGACUUCUGGUGUAGCCGGCUUGCCAUGAAGGGCUGUGAAGAUGAGCGAGUCUCCAACUGGCUCAAGGCUGAGUUCCUUAGUUUCCAGGAAGGGGAUCUCCCCACGAAGAUUUGUGACACAGACUAUGUCCAGUACCCAAACUACUGUUCCUUCAAAAGCCAACAGUGCCUGAUGAAAAACCAAAACAGAAAGGUGUCCCGAAUGAGAUGUAUGCUGAACGAGACCUACAAUGUGCUGAGCCUGGAGAAAAGCGAGGAGAUCAUACUUCGAUGGAACCAAGAGUUCAACACUUUGUUUCUAGUCCAGUUUGGAUGAACUGGGGCCUGCGCUGUCCCCACCCCAGCCCCACCUUUCCACUUUCUCCAUCACUUUUACACUCCAUCAGGUGGCUUCCAAGGUGCUCCUUGCAGGUCCCUUACCUGGCCCCUACUCACAUUUCCCUCGGGCUGGGA